This is a messenger RNA of Coccinella septempunctata (seven-spotted ladybird), 1754 nucleotides long. RefSeq lists its product as uncharacterized. Gene Ontology annotation, cellular component: septate junction; membrane. The record is from RefSeq and is a predicted model, not a curated record. Bases 332 to 1009 code for a protein of 225 amino acids. The transcript is spliced from 2 exons. NCBI's taxonomy places the organism in Eukaryota, Metazoa, Arthropoda, Insecta, Coleoptera, Coccinellidae. Gene Ontology annotation, biological process: regulation of tube size, open tracheal system; septate junction assembly.
UUAGUUUAGGUCAGUCAGGUUGUGUGUUGGUGUCGUGGGUCGAGUGAAGAAUCAAGAAACAGGUGUGGUCAGAGUUCCACUGUUGCGAUGUUGUUCAAUAAUCCUUUAGAAAUACCUGUAAUUCUGUUCGCGCGAAUGGAAUAAGUGAUGCAGUUAGUCAUCGGUAGUUUCGAGAGCAUUUAAUUCGCUAUUAGUUCUGGAAGUUUCUCAUUUUGCUAAUGUGUAACAAUUUCAAUACAAUCUUGAAGCAUUCCAGAGGAAAGGGUGAAUUUUAGACAAGAAUAUUUUAUUUCUAACCUGGAAUUUUCUUGUAGAAAAUAUAUAUGUCAAAAUGGUGGAAUACAGACGUUCAGAGGGUAAACAAAGGAGUCUAGCUGGUAACGUAGGUCUUGGUUUCUUCGCCUUCUCCUUUAUCUUGAUAUUCAUUGCCUUUUGUACAACAAGCUGGCUUGUUUCUGACAGAAGAAUAACAGGAGCUAACCUGAACCGUCUGGGACUUUGGACACAUUGUUUCAGAUCAAUAAAAAAUCCAUAUAGAGAUCAAUUUUUUGUUGGAUGCAGAUGGCUUUUUGACCCCUUCACAUCAGGUUAUGAUGAGUUACGUGGAUUCUUGGAACCUGGCUUUAUGAUUACAACCCAAAUCUUCUUCACAUUAUGUUUCAUUGCAGCUUUGGUGUGUGCGAUAUUGAGUUUAUUAUAUUUUUUGUGCUGUGGACCAGAGCAAGAGCAGUUCACUACAUUAGUACAGUUGAAUGCAUACAUUCUACUGGCUGGAGGUUUGAGUGGAGGUAUUGCAGUAAUAGUUUUUGCAAUAUUUGGCAAUACAAAUGGUUGGAUGCCAGGACAUGACAAUAAUUUUUUUGGUUAUUCCUUUGUUUUGGCUUGUGUAGGGACUGUCGCAAUGUUGGUUGCUUCAUUUCUAUUUCUCACCGACCUAUAUAUUCAUCAGAAAAAAAGGAAGGAGCUGAAAGAAUCUCAAGCUAGGUUCAAUUUGGAAUCAAGAGGGUAGGUUUGGCACAACCUAUAUCAUAAUGCCGUCCAUAUGUACAAAUGAAAGUUAGUUUGUAAUUAGUUUUUUGAGAUGAUGUUUUAUAGAUAUUUAUAUUUUCAAUGAAUUUUAGAAUUUUCCAUAAUAGCACAAUUGACUUUCCCAAUUUUCUGAAGAAAACAUAGUAUUGAUGGUAUUAUUUACAUAUAUGCUUCCGUAUGGAGGGCUUCAUAUUAUGCUGCUGUUAAAAUGAGUACCUACAUACUUAUAUAUUGAACAAUCAAAAUAUAUUGAAUAUGGAAUGACAUUAGUAUCAUGCCAUGAAUGUUGAAAAAUCUGUAUGUAGCAUAUCAAAAAAUAUGUAAUAGUUUCCUUAGUAUUUUGAAGAAUUUUCCAGAUCCUAUGAUUUUCUUGAACAUUUAUUUCCAUUCCAUCCUACUCUUGAAAAGAUAAGUACUUCAUAUAUUUAAUUGAAGAAAAAACAUUGAUGAAAACUGCUUUUCUACUAUGAAUUUUUGGGUAUUUUAAAUGUGUUCUUUUAUAGGAAACAAGUAUUUUGUGAAAUCAAUUGAAAUAUCUGAUAACUUAUUGAAAUUGUAAGUGAUAAAAUCAUUCCGUCCUCUACUUGAAAAUUCUGACAAUUUUUAUACACUAUUUUAUACGAAACAAGUAUUUUGUGGAAGUAACUGAAAUAUUUUACUCUCUGUUAAUUAUUAUUUUGUAAUUUUGAAUAAAAUAAAUAUUCUACAUAAUGUUUUCUUGAUAA